UACGGUCUUGCACUGACUAUCUACCGCAUUUGGUUUCAUCCACUCGCUGGCUUUCCUGGUCCAAAGCUGGCCGCUGCGACAGGGUGGUACCAGACGUAUUACGAGGUUAUGACCUACGGAAAGCUUUCUUUCAAGCUUGCAGAACUGCAUACAAGAUAUGGACCAAUCGUGCGAUUUAGUCCUUGGGAACUCUCCAUCAGAGACCCGGGAUUCUACCAAAACAGUUAUGCCCACGGUUCUGUCCGCCGUACUGAGAGUUUCAUGAGCUACACCGCUUACGACAGAAGCCCCUCGAACCAUUCUUUUCUCGUCGUGCAGUUGAGUUCAAAGAAGACCCGAUUGCUCAGAAGGCACAAUUUAUCGUUGCUCGCAUAG
Podospora anserina S mat+ is the source of this 375-nucleotide messenger RNA. RefSeq lists its product as uncharacterized. The transcript is spliced from 3 exons. NCBI's taxonomy places the organism in Eukaryota, Fungi, Ascomycota, Sordariomycetes, Sordariales, Podosporaceae. Gene Ontology annotation, molecular function: iron ion binding; oxidoreductase activity, acting on paired donors, with incorporation or reduction of molecular oxygen; heme binding. The annotation marks the transcript as partial. The record is from RefSeq and is a predicted model, not a curated record.